GCGUUGCACCCACAACCACCGGCGACCAGCGGCGUCGCAAUGGCAGUGAUCGCCCACUUGGAGCCAUAAUCGCGUGGUGUUUCGACUCGCGAACCUUGCCCGGGCGCCGUCAUUGGAUGUAGAUUAUCACAGAUAGGGCGCUACCUCUGCACGGCCGUUUCAGGGAGCACAUCCCGACAGAAAGAGGGGAAGUCGAUCAGGAGAAAGGUAAGUGGACAUCGGCACAUGCACGCGGGCGUCUCACAGCGACGUGACAUCGACUCUAUUAGGCCCGACUUCCAGCGAGCUAUUCUCCGGACGAACACCACAGGUGCCGUCGAUCGGGAUCCCUUGUGUGAAACGCUGGGUUGGGGCAGCUUGCCAGAAUCCGAUGCGCCGUUCCUGCCGUAUCCGCAACACGUGCGCAAUGCGUCAAACGGCGCACAUCAACAUCUCGCCAAUUCUCACCUCUUCGGCCUGACGAUCCGUUCGCCUCAUUUCACCUCUUCGCGGCCAUUUUACGAAAUACUCACCGUCCCGUCCAACUGCAAUCAAGUGGCGGCCCGACAGUUUGGAUAUUCACGAAUUACUCACACCCCCUGCCGUUUAGCCUAUUCAGUGCGACCCCGAACGGGCAGUACGCCCUGCCCGCGUCGGUUCGGAUGGCAGCCUCGUUUGACCAGUUCACCGUACAUCAAUGGCCACUACACCAGGCUACGGAGAUGGUUUUCUGGACCCGUUCUCAGUGACUACCUCCUUUCACGGGCAUCAAUACUCUCAAUUCGCAUGGAGCUGGGCCAAGCGUGCAGAUCUAAUACUGGGCUUCUUCGUAUUGGGGCGGUUACGAGCCCUUUUACACGUCAUUCACCAUCCUUGGUGAGUACAACAGUGAAGUCGAUAAGUAAGAAUUGGUGGCGAGAGAGCGCAUGCAACCGCUUCCUACGAACAUGGGUGAGAGGACAGCAGUCUCUUCUAAUCUUAGAACUCGGCUUAGUCAUGUUCUUGUCUCUUGGGUCGCCGAGAAUACAAAGUAUGCUCUUCUUCAAGUGUGCCUUCAGUACGCCUGUUCCAUAGCCCAAGACACGAACUCCUCGAUUUUUACCUGGCCUCACUGCAGCUAGGUUCUAGACUGAACCUCUCGGUUCACGCAAGACUAUCAUUCUCGGCCCGUGCCUGUACAGACGUAGCCGAAGGCACAUCCCGCGGGCCACGUUCAGGCACAGUUUCGUAAGUCUGACGUUAUACGCCCUCCACCAGGCCUCAUAACGUGGACUCAAUCCAACCUUCUUCUACUAGCUCUUUGCAGAGCUACAGUUGCGUUUCAUGAAUAUGCCUCGGGUUUCACUAACAAUACAACGGCAUGGUGGGCAGUUGUAAACAGGUGGGAGCACGUUUACAUUCAUCACACAGAUCGGCACUCCGCGGAGGGAUCUGGACCC
This is a messenger RNA of Alternaria alternata, 1418 nucleotides long. RefSeq lists its product as hypothetical. NCBI's taxonomy places the organism in Eukaryota, Fungi, Ascomycota, Dothideomycetes, Pleosporales, Pleosporaceae. The transcript has 3 exons. The record is from RefSeq and is a predicted model, not a curated record. The coding region runs from base 226 to 1053 and encodes 275 amino acids.